AUGCCCUCCUCCCUCGUUGCGCGCACCUUGUCCUUGCCCAGCGCAGUCCUGGCGUUGUGCGUGUCGCACGCACUAGGACAACAGCUGCUGCAGUUGCGCAGAGAACACAAUGCCUCCAUCCCAGCACCCAUCUUCAUUGCGCCAGACCAGAACUGGGACGGCAUAGACGGCUCCUGGUCAACAUUCACGUUACGCGUGGGCACUCCGCAGCAGUAUGUGAGAACAUACUUGUCCUUCGCCUCGUAUCAGACAUUGGUUAUACUGCCACAAGGAUGCCAGGCGGCCACAGAUCAAGAGGCGUGCGCGGACGCGAGGGGUUGGCUCUUCAACGAGUCGGCCUCGUCGACGUUCGAUAGAGUGGGCAUAUACGACUCGCACAUGGGGAGAAAUCUUGGCUUCGACAGUAAUGCAAUAUACGGAUAUGAUACAGUGGGACUGGGGGGCCAGGGCGAGGAAGGGCCUACGUUGAAGAACACCACGCUCGGUGGAAUGGCUGUGGAGGACUUCUAUCUCGGGUUUCUAGGCGUCAAUCCAAAGCCAACCAACUUCUCCAGCUUCAACGAUCCUGCGCCAAGCUACAUGCAGAUACUCAAGGACGAAGGAUACAUUGCCAGUCUAUCUUUUGGAUAUACAGCUGGCGCAAUUUACCGAUUCACUGGCGUUCUAGCCUCGCUGGUCCUGGGUGGCUACGAUACAUCAAAGUUCGUCCCCAAUGACCAAACAUUCACCUUUGCUGCAGACAAUGACCGAGACAUUGUGGUGGCUAUCCAGUCAAUCAGUACACCCUCACAGCUUGAGUCAAACCCUACGGCCACAGAGUUACUCCCCAACGCCGUAUACGCAUACAUCGACAGCUCUGUGCCGCAGAUAUGGCUACCUGCAGCAGCUUGUCAAGUGUUUGAGCAAGAGUUCUCGCUGGUGUACGACAAUUCUUCAAAGCUAUACCUGGUCAACGAUGCCCUUCAUGAAACUUUGCUGCAGAGGAAUCCAAAUAUAACAUUUUCACUUGCGCGGACACUGUCUGGCGGGUCGACAGUACAGAUCACAUUGCCUUAUGCGGCCUUUGAUCUACAGGCACGGCCGCCAUACAGAGGUCUUGCGAACGCCACACGCUACUUUCCUUUACAACAGGCACAAAACGACACACAGUAUACACUUGGGCGCACUUUCUUACAAGAAGCUUACAUAUCGGUUGACUGGGAAUCUGGGUUAUUCAAUGUAUCGCAAGUGGACUGGGUCGAGGCUCCUGAGCAACAUCUUGUUCCCAUCAUACCAGGCGAAGACAAUGCCAACGGAGGAGGUUCCGGAGGGUCUAACCCAACCGGUGGGUCAUCGAGCGGACUCUCGGCCGGCGCAAAGGCUGGAAUCGCUGUAGGUGCAGUCGCUGGCAUAGCUGUUCUCACCGUCAUGGUGUUCUUCCUUGUGCGACGGAAAAGACAAUCGGGAAAAUCCAUCGAUGGCGAAAACACAGAUUCCGACGCAGGCGAAGUGGGUGGCAUAGGACGACAGCGAAGCACCAAAGUCUACCCGAAGGCCGAAUUGGAAGGGUCAUACGCACCGAUGACUGAACACAAGCGACUGCUUUCUGCUCAUGGCUCGACUGCCCCUUGCACUCCAGGCUCGCCGUCGAGCGGAGGAUACUUUCCUGGUGGCGUUUCUACCCCAACUUCGGCCGGAGAAGGAACACACUCCAGCGCACAGAGUGGCCUGCCUUUCUCACCUUUGACUGUUACCGCGAGUGAAGCAGAUAGCCGUGAAUUGCAGGUCCAUGAGAUGCCUGGUGACAUGCCUGCCAUUCGAGAGAAAGACGGCAAAGCACUGAGCGAGAAAGAGGCAAUAGCAAGGCGAGAGAUGAUCUACAAUGGUGUGGAGGCCUCUUCAGGCUCCGCAUCGGCCGUCAACGAAGGCAUUAGAGAACCUCGACGAGUGAAUCCUGAAGAGAUUGUAGAGACCAAUCAACCACUGGAAGCUCGAGACAAGACACUGCAUCGCCAAUUCUCCUUCGAAGCCGAUGGCGACCGGGCUGCCUGA
Messenger RNA from Fulvia fulva, 2031 nucleotides. RefSeq lists its product as uncharacterized. The record is from RefSeq and is a predicted model, not a curated record. The transcript has a single exon. NCBI's taxonomy places the organism in Eukaryota, Fungi, Ascomycota, Dothideomycetes, Mycosphaerellales, Mycosphaerellaceae. The coding region runs from base 1 to 2031 and encodes 676 amino acids.